UCCAUGAACGUAAAGACAGAAAUUGAUUUGUGCAGGUGGAAGGGCAGGAAAGAGGCUUUUUGUUGCUUCUGUCUUAGGGACCCCCUUUGCAGAAGGACAGCUGGGACAAUUGGGACACUCGGUCAUUAGCAGAGUAAGAAGGGCAUUUCACCAGGCACCUGGAAUGCUGCUAACUGUGUGGUUACAAAUGAAGAAAGGUGUGUAGAGUGUUACAUGGUUGGCUGCAUGGUUUGAGCAGGGGCUUGCCAUCAUUUCUCCCUUUGCUGUAAACUUUCUGGACCUUCAGGUAGGGCUGCAGUGCAAAUGUCUGAACUGGGUGCAUGCUGCAGGCUUUGGGCACUCAGCUCUGUGCUUUUAACCUCUGAGUCAGGAACAGGGAGAGGCUGAAAGAGAAGAUGUGACUCUUGCUACGAAUGCUGCUUUUGCUAGGUUGGUGUUGGAGCUCUGUUCAUAUGGGCAGAUUUUGGACACACACCUUUCCCAACUGCAGUGUUGGGAUACAAUUUGCUGUAUGCUGCCAUUGGAGACAGCUGUAAGGAAAGCAAAGUGGUACCCUGUAGCAAGGGGCAAGGAGCACGACUGUUGUGCUGUGGGGCUGGUUGGGGUUUCACUCCUCAGCAAGCUGGUGGGAAAGGGCUGGGAGCAGCAGCCAGCACCUGGCCAGGGUACCUCUGUGGGGAAUUGGUUGUUUUGCAGAAAUUUCAGCUCAUUCCAGGCCGGGGCAUGUCAUGGCAGAAAAUGUGAAGUUGUUAGAGCAUGGCUAACCUGUUUUUGUCUCUUUCGUUUUGUUCUCCUUUGCUUCAUGCUGGAUGUCUAAAAGGACAGUUGGAACCAAUAAAUGAGGGUCUGCUCGCUAGAAUCUCGGAUCUCUUGCUGUGCCGGUGGACUUGUAGAAAUUGUUGUCAGAAGUGUUUCGACUGUAGCUGUUGUCAAACAAAUGAAGAUGAAGUUGAAAUCCUGGGACCUUUUCCUGCUCAGACUCCAGCCUGGCUGAUAAGCAGCCAAAAUGAGGACAAAAAUGGAGACUCUGAUAAUACAAUCAGUGACCUGCCUCCCACUCAUCAGGAUGUUUCCCCUGACAGAAGGCGGUCGUCUUCAGAUACAUCACGGUCCACUUACAGCCUCACCAGGCGGAUUUCAAGUUUAGAGACAAGGAGGCCAAGUUCUCCAUUAAUUGACAUUAAACCUAUUGAGUUUGGAAUAAUAGGAGCCAAGAAAGAAAUAGUUCAGCCAACUAUCCUGCGGAAAACCUAUAGUCCAGAUGACUAUUUUAGAAAAUUUGAACCAAGACUGUACUCUCUUGACUCGAAUAGUGAUGAUAUGGACUCCUUGACAGAUGAGGAAAUCUUAUCCAAGUACCAGCUGGGCAUGCUGCACUUCAGCACUCAGUACGACCUGCUGCACAAUUACCUGAUAGUGCGAGUCAUUGAGGCUAAGGAUCUGCCUCCCCCCAUUUCGUACGACGGCUCAAGGCAAGAUAUGGCUCACUCCAACCCCUACGUGAAGAUCUGUCUGCUUCCAGACCAGAAGAACUCCAAACAGACUGGAGUUAAGCGCAAAACUCAGAACCCAGUGUUUGAAGAGAGGUACACAUUUGAAAUCCCAUUUUUAGAAGCCCAGAGAAGAACUCUGCUUUUAACUGUAGUGGAUUUUGACAAAUUCUCACGCCACUGUGUCAUUGGCAAAGUGUCAAUGCCCUUGAGUGAUGUAGACCUUGUGAAAGGUGGACACUGGUGGAAAUCCCUUGUUCCUAGUUCUCAGAAUGAAGUUGAGCUGGGGGAGCUGCUGUUGUCACUAAACUACCUGCCCAGCGCAGGAAGACUGAAUGUGGACAUCAUUAGAGCAAAACAGCUUCUUCAGACAGACAUGAGCCAAGGUUCAGAUCCCUUUGUGAAAAUUCAGCUUGUUCACGGAUUGAAGUUAACAAAAACCAAGAAAACCUCCUGCAUGCGGGGAACGAUAGAUCCCUUCUACAAUGAGUCCUUCAGCUUCAAGGUUCCCCAAGAAGAACUGGAAAAUGCCAGCUUGGUGUUCACAGUGUAUGGGCACAACGUGAAGAGCAGCAACGACUUCAUCGGGCGGAUCGUCAUCGGUCAGUACUCCACAGGUGCUCCCGAGUCCAACCACUGGCGCCGGAUGCUCAAUGCACACCGGACGGCUGUGGAGCAGUGGCACAGCCUGCGCUCACGGGAGGAGUGCGACCGCGUCUCCCCGGCAUCCCUGGAGGUGACAUGAGGUGUGGCACCUGUGGUGGCCAAACCAAACAGGCGGGCAAGGCAGGGAAAAAACUCCAACCUCCAAAUCACCCAACCUCACUCCCACCCCACAGCAGCUGCAUUGGACCGAAGCAGCUGCUGGCACCCACCUGGCUGCGUUGGCCUUUGUGCAAACCUCCGCAGCGCCAACCAUGUCCUGCCGCGUCCUGUGCCAGCAGCUCCUCGGUGGCACUGGCCGCCUGACUGGCCGGACCCAUUGCUCCCUGCGCCCGGCACCGCUCUGCUGUUUCAGUGACAGAGCAGCAGGUGGCAGGUGGAGGUGCCACAGGACAUGCCAAGAUGGGGAAGAGUUCUGAGUCGCGUCCACUCUCUUUACAAUCCAAAUCCAUGACUUGUCCUCUCGGAGAUAUGCGUACCUGUGUGCUCUCGUUGGUGAACAUCAUAAUUAGGAUAGGAUGUUUUUUUAAAUGGUAGAAGCUGUGGUGAAGUCGAUUCUGGCUCCAGUUUUGUCCUUGUAUUUGUUUCAACAGAAUUAAGCUCCUGUUAAUACGUGGCCGGCACACACAGUCCUUGCUGUGCGGGGCCGACGUGCUGCCAGCAGUGGGGCCUGCCACUCUCAUAGCAGUCUGUGUGCGUCCAAUAGAUACUGUGAUGAUAUAGCAAGUAAAUGUCUCCAGUAGCAUUUAUAUUUCUCAAUCCUUCCUGAUGUUGAGUAAAAGAAACCUGCUGUGGGUACUUCUGCAGUUAAGAAUGCCCCCAAUGCACAAUUUUACUUCCCUGAUAGACUGCAGUGACUCCUUCUGUGUUGUGUGUGUUUACCAAGGUAGUUUUCCAGGUCAGCACAUGAAUGUAGGUGUGGUCAAGCUGUCCUGUUGGUUGCUUCUGUACAUUAUUUUUUUUCUUCCACGGCAUAUUGUCUGGUAUAAUGCAGAUUGUAUAUUUAUUGAAAAUAAAAAUCUAUUUAAUUGUGCCACACACCCUGAGGUGGUAACUGUUAGCAGAA
Messenger RNA from Meleagris gallopavo (turkey), 3219 nucleotides. The record is from RefSeq and is a predicted model, not a curated record. NCBI's taxonomy places the organism in Eukaryota, Metazoa, Chordata, Aves, Galliformes, Phasianidae.